CUCGGAGAGCUCGCGCCGCAUCCUCCUCGGCCGCCUCUGGCGCCGGCUGCGCGGACGCCCGGGCCAUGCCUCUGCCUUGAUGGCGGCGCUCGCCGGCGUGUUUGCGUGGGACGAGGAGAGGAUCCAGGAGGAGGAGUUGCAGAGAUCCAUUGAUGAGAUGAAACGGUUGGAGGAAAUGUCAGGUUUGUUUCAGAGCUCUGGAGUUGAACGUCCCCCUCCCGAACCAAAAUCCCAAACCCAAGGGCAUGAGGAUUCAGGAGGCAAAGAGCAACCAUGGGAAAUGGUGAUGGACAAGAAACACUUCAAGCUGUGGCGGCGGCCCAUUGCAGGCACCCACCUUUACCAGUACAGAGUUUUUGGAACCUACACGGAUGUGACACCCCGGCAGUUCUUCAAUGUUCAGCUGGAUACAGAGUAUAGAAAAAAGUGGGAUGCCCUGGUGAUCAAGCUGGAAGUGAUCGAGAGGGAUGUGGUUAGUGGAUCUGAGGUUCUUCACUGGGUAACCCAUUUUCCUUAUCCAAUGUACUCACGGGAUUAUGUUUAUGUUCGGCGGUACAGCGUGGAUCAGGAGAACAACGUGAUGGUGUUGGUGUCGCGUGCCGUAGAGCACCCCAGUGUGCCAGAGUCUCCAGAAUUUGUCAGGGUCAGAUCAUACGAGUCCCAGAUGGUUAUCCGUCCCCACAAGUCAUUUGAUGAGAAUGGCUUUGACUACUUGUUGACAUACAGUGACAAUCCCCAGACUGUAUUUCCUCGCUACUGCGUUAGUUGGAUGGUUUCCAGUGGCAUGCCAGAUUUCCUGGAGAAGCUGCACAUGGCCACGCUGAAAGCCAAGAACAUGGAGAUCAAAGUUAAGGACUACAUCUCGUCUAAGCCUCUGGAAGUGGGUAGUGAAGCCAAGGCCACCGCCCCAUCUUCCGAGCGGAAGAGCGAGGGCAGCUGCGGCCCUGCCCGGAUCGAGUAUGCGUGAAGGACUUCAGGAGAAGAGGGACAGGCUGCUUCCAGCCCUGCCUCGGUUUCUUAUCGCUCCACUGCGGAACGGGACAUGUGUUAGAGGUGUCUGCUGUAACCACCAGUGCAAGAUAAUUCAGCAAUGGUGUCCAGUCUCAUUCAGAGCCCUUCUGCUCUUUAUCAAAACAGAGAAGGAGGCAUCCGUGGAGGCAUUGUCAGACAGUUCUCAGGCCGAGCAUUUUGAGAUUCAAUGUUUCACUGAGCUAAUCUGGAACCAACGUCUCAUCUCAGGCCAGAGGGGACGACAUCUAUUGCUUCCUCUGAGUGGUUUCCUCCACCCACAUUCCAUUCUCAGCCUCGGUUCUGCAGCACUUUGGGUUUCCUUUGGUUCUGAACGUCCAGCUGGCCCGACUGGGUGGUUGAGUCUCCAGUGAGGGUCAUGGGGAGCGCUCUUGGUCACAGUCUUGGUGUUGAGGGGUGUGAACUGUUGCUUGGCAGUGUAAGUGCCUUGUCCUCACCUUGCUCCUACCUUUAGGGGCAGAGUUUGUACCAAGAAAUGUCUCUUCACCUCCCAUUCACACCCCACUGACUGACCCUACCCGAAGCAGUUUCCGUGGAGUUGGCCAGUUCGUCUGUAUUCACGGUCUGUAUUAACUUUCGUAGUUGCCUCCUUCUGUAGCCCAUUUACCAAGAACACUGGGAAGCUGAUCCUUUUAGACAUCGCUCUGUAUUGUCAGUGUUUCUGACAGGGUCAGUGGAAAUGCUCAAACCAUAACACUUUAGCAUUUUUUUUUAACCUUUGUGUCAAAAAGUGGGAAUUGGGGAGUUGAAUAGAUUUUCCCAUAGUCCAGGUGUACAGAGAACACCUUUUUGAUUCAGGCAUAUUUUUCACACUUCAGGUUUGAUUGGAUGCCAAGGACUUGUCCAUGUUGGGGGGGCUACAGGCAGAGAGAUGGGGGUUGGGCGGCUCCCUCUCAAAGCUGUAGACAAGCUGUGUGAACGAAUAGAUGGAAUCUUGUCCCAAAUGCUAAUAUAAGGAGGAUGUGGUUUAUGUGUCCCUCUCUCGUUCCUCUGAAGAGGUUUUCCUCUUCCGAGCUGAAAUAAAAGCAGACGGCGCAGUUUGGAUACAGUCACAAUCAGGUGGGAUUGGUCUGGUCUAGCUGAGUGACUAGGUUCUCCCCCCAACCCCCGCUACCCUUUUGUGUUGUUGAAAAGAGGAGCUAAACCUGAGACUAACUUUAAGCCCCUUGACCUUUUUGUUGCCUAAGUUUUGUGCCAAGGAAAUGCCUACCCCGGUGUUUCAUGUCUUGCCUUCUCUGCGUCGUUGGCGGAGCAGAGGUGCGUCAGGCAGUCCCAGCUUCUUUUCUCUUCUCAUCCCUGGGACGUGACGCAGCCAGAGCAGAACCGCUGGGUUGGGUGUGAAUUUAGCGCAUGUGGUGGUUGGGACAUGGGUGGGUGUGGUGGGAGCACAUGGGUGCUGCGGAGCUGGGUGUGGCACUUCCACUCUGCGCUUGGGGUUGGUCUGUACAGUUACUCGUGUCAUUGUAAUGAUUUAACUCCUGACUGUGACAUUUUUAUCAAAUGUGUGAAUAAAUACAUAAAGAUUGGUACCA
Molecule: messenger RNA, 2561 nt
Organism: Vicugna pacos (alpaca)
Lineage: Eukaryota; Metazoa; Chordata; Mammalia; Artiodactyla; Camelidae
Gene: STARD7
Product: StAR related lipid transfer domain containing 7
Molecular function (GO): lipid binding
Source: RefSeq, a predicted model, not a curated record